Messenger RNA from Malus domestica (apple), 2678 nucleotides. RefSeq lists its product as uncharacterized. The record is from RefSeq and is a predicted model, not a curated record. Lineage: Eukaryota; Viridiplantae; Streptophyta; Magnoliopsida; Rosales; Rosaceae. Gene Ontology annotation, cellular component: mitochondrion.
CCUCUAAUUCCUCUCCCCCUCCUUCCCACGCCUAAUUCACUCCACCCUCACUUCUCUCUACGCCACUCAGACUCCCCCAUCUCCCAACACUGUCAAUCUCUCUCAUCCCUUACUACUCUGCCUCUCCCAUCUGACCCCGCUCUGCAACUCUCCUUCUCCCUCUCAGCAAAACCGAGAACCACCACCAUAUCACCUCCAAACACCACCCAAAUUCACCCAAAAAUAGAUUUCCAAGAAACGCAGUGUGCGAUGCCUGUUCCGUCUUGAUUUAAGAAGAUUUGUCAAGCGACUGUAAUUUCAUGGUAACCGUCUUCAGUUUUUUGGUUUGAACGCUGGAACCAGUGAUCUUUGAAAAAGAUCAAAGGGAUCAAGGCGGUGGAGGAGUGGGUUAAUGGUUAUGUGUUCUUCUUGAUAAUUUUUUUCGAUUCAGUAGAUGUAUUAAUGGAACGCUGGCGUGGAGUUUUAAAGGUCCCGUUGAACCCUAAUGCCAGGACCUGCUACCAAGUUGCAGCAUCUCUCUGCCUAUCACCUUCUUCCAACACACUAACUGUUCCUUCAGCAAAUGUCAUAUUUUUCAAUGGAGAUCGAGUGGCAGGAACCAGGAAUCCAGUGAUCGAGAGGCUAUCUGACUUACAAAAUAUAGCUGAAAUACUGGUUUCAAAGAUUGGUGGUUCAACCAAUGCUUGGGUUAUUGACGCUUCUGUUUUCAAUGGGCCUUUUGCUGUGUAUCGGGACUUUAUUCCAUCUGUUAAUCAAUGGGGAGAGCCAAAAUCGUACUGCCCUAUUGGAUACCCUGCUUCUGGGACCAUUAUUUCCCUCCUGUCAAGGUGCCUUGAAGAGGUGAAGAAGGACAAUGCGAUACAGAAAGAACAACUCCAACAAGGAAUAUCCACAUCGCAUAAUCAAACCAAAACAUUACUUUUUGGAUUUAGUAAGGGUGGUACUGUCCUUAACCAGUUAGUUACUGAACUUGGGUUCUUGGAUGUCAAAUCCUCUGGAGGUGCAUCACUCAUGGAGGAAAAGCAUAUUGGCGUGGAAGAAGGGAUUCAUAUCGUACCUAGUACAAAAAAAAGCCUUUUAAGCAGCAUCAGAGAAAUCCAUUACGUCGAUGUUGGAUUAAAUUCACCUGGUGCAUAUGUCACUGACCAAAGUGUGAUUGAGAAAAUCUCAGAACGCCUGAUACAAGGAGCUGCAGCAAUCUGUUUUAUCCUACACGGGACACCGAGGCAAUGGCGUGACAACAGGCGAGCUUGGAUAUCCAAAGAAAAAGAACAGUUGGUUCAUCUGCUGGAGUCUGAAGCUCAGAGAAGUGGAGGAAAAUUGCAGUCCCACUUUUCGGAGGCAAAGUCGAAUUGACAGUCUGAACAAAAAGAUGCUGGAGUAGUCGAAGGUGAGCAAACUCCAUCAUAAGGUGGCGGCACUGGCGAACGUAGUGGGAGUGGGUAUGAUGACAGUCAUGAUGGAGCGUCCGAAGGCAAGUUCGAACCAAGAUAACGAUACAGCAAUGGUGUACAUGUGGGAGAAGAAGAUGAUAGGGUAUUUAAGGGUGAGUACAGACCAUAUUGAGAAGGGAUCAGAGGGAUAUUAGUGGGAUAAAGUGGAGUAUAUAAAGAAUAUCGAUUAUCAUAAGGAGAUGGCCAUGGAGUGUAAGAGGGAAAAAAUGGUGGUGCAUCAUAAUAAGGUGGUGGCAAUGGAGUGUAAGUGGGAUAUGGUGAUGCCGGCCCAGUACUGCUUGAAGGCGUAAAUGGAACAAAAUAAGGAGGCGGAGGAUAUCGAUACAACAAUGAAGUUAAAGCAGGAGAAGAUGGCGGAGAAGGUAGAGGCAACGAACUAAAAGUAGGAGAAGAUGGAGGAGUAGUUAACGGUGAGGAUGGAUCACAAGAGGGAGGCAACAAAGUAAAAGCGGGAGAGGAUGAUGGAAUAGGUGAAGGCAACAGAGUAGUUGACGGCGAUGACAGACAACAAGAAGGAGAGGGCAGUGCAGAAUUGCUUUCAGUGGAAUUAGGGGUUGCACAAGGACUGUAAGGAAUAGUUUCCCAAGACGAAAAAUCGUCAUUGUCAUCGUCAUCACUCAGCUGAUUAUCAAUACUUUCCCAGGAACAUAAAUCAUCAUUCUGAUCAACACCGACCGCUUGUUCAGGAUCAUACGUUGCUUUUGGUCCGGGGAUUGCACUCUCUGGCUGGAGCAUAGUAACAGGAAUCGGUACCGGAUGUCGGUUUUGAAAACCGGGAUUGAAUUGUCCCGUCCUCUGCAUGUUGGAAGCCAUGAUUGUGAAACAAGUUGAAGAAGUUGAGCACCACCAAUUCGACAAAUAUUGAGUAUAAUAUUGUAAGUUUUGGGUUUUUGUUUAUAUAUAUUGAAUAACUUCAGGGUUUAUGUAUGUGUAUAUAGGGUUUUCCUAACCCUAAUCCACUUGAAGAAAGGAGUCGAAGGGUUUUCCUAGACCUAGUCUAUCUCUACUUUCUUACUUGCCCUAAUCUCUAAAGACUUGGGUUUGGCCGAAGAUCUGACAAGUACAUGGGCUAGGUUAACAUCUUGGUCAGAUGCCCCCACAAUAGAACGAGUUUAUUUUCAUGUGACAUGUCAACUUAAUAAUAUUAUAUUAUGUGGAGAAAAUUUUGUAAUAGCAUUGUUUUAAUAUUAAACCCUUAUGUUGCAGUGACGGUGAACCUGUUCA